Messenger RNA from Rotaria sordida, 480 nucleotides. The record is from the annotation of a GenBank genome assembly. NCBI's taxonomy places the organism in Eukaryota, Metazoa, Rotifera, Eurotatoria, Philodinida, Philodinidae.
AUGCCGAUUGAAGUUGGUCAACCAGCACCUGAUUUUACUUUAUACAAUACUGAACAGAAAGAAGUUUCAUUGAAAGAUUUAACAUCAAAAUCAAAUGUUGUGAUGUUAUUUUUUCCAUUGGCAUUUACAAGUGUUUGUACGAAAGAAUUAUGUUCAGCAAGAGAUGAUAUUAGUAAAUAUAAACAAUUAAAUGCAACUGUUGUUGGUAUUUCGGUUGAUUCACUUUUUACUUUGGGAAAAUUUCGUGAAGAACAAAAACUUCCAUUUGAUUUAUUAUCAGAUUUUAAUAAAGAUGUUUCACGUCAAUAUGAUUCACUUUAUGAAGAUUUUCCAAAAUUUAAUCUUAAAGGUGUUACUAAACGAAGUGCUUUUGUUAUUGAUAAACAAGGAAUUAUUAAAUAUGCUGAAAUAUUAGCUGAUGCAAGCAAAGUACCAGAUUUUGACAAAAUUAAAGAAGCUUUACAAAAUUGUAACCAAUGA